Ziziphus jujuba (common jujube) is the source of this 1032-nucleotide messenger RNA. Its product is annotated as mediator of RNA polymerase II transcription subunit 22a. The transcript is spliced from 3 exons. NCBI's taxonomy places the organism in Eukaryota, Viridiplantae, Streptophyta, Magnoliopsida, Rosales, Rhamnaceae. Gene Ontology annotation, cellular component: mediator complex. Bases 68 to 541 code for a protein of 157 amino acids. Gene Ontology annotation, molecular function: transcription coregulator activity. Gene Ontology annotation, biological process: regulation of transcription by RNA polymerase II. The record is from RefSeq and is a predicted model, not a curated record.
AAGAAAGGAAAAGGAAGUCUCUUGACUUUGUAACCGCGUGGCAAAAGGGGAGCAGAAAAAAUAAGACAUGAAUAAAGGUGGAGGAGCGGGAUCGGGUGCGGCAGCAGGUGGAGGUGGGCCGACGGCGGCAGCAGCGGCAGCGGCUGCUCAGAGGCAGAAGGGUUUGCUGCAGAGAGUGGAGACUGAUAUUGCCAACAUCGUCGACAAUUUCACCCACCUCGUUAACGUCUCCAGGGUGAAUGAACCGGCUGUCAGAAACUCGCAAGAAGCUUUUAUGAUGGAAAUGCGCGCUGCCAGAAUGGUUCAGGCUGCUGAUUCCUUGCUCAAAUUGGUUUCAGAACUCAAGCAGACUGCAAUCUUCUCUGGGUUUGCAUCUCUCAACGACCAUGUUAACCAAAAGACCGCCGAGUUUAACCAUCACGCAGAUAAUACAGACCACAUGUUAGCCCGAAUCGGAGAUGAGGCAGCUGCUAGCCUCAAACUCCUUGAAUCCCAUUAUUAUUCUUCCUCCUCACAGGCAACAACAUCAAUGGGCACCUAGACAUAACUUACUUCUCUUUUUUUUUUUUUUUUUUUUUUUUUUUUUUUUUUUUUUUGGGGUACCAUUUACAAUGACUUUCAAUAUGAAUGAAUGAUGUAUCCUAUCCACCCAUGUUCUUUUUUCUGUUAUAAUUCCUCUUAUACUAAAUGAGCAAAUUAAGGAAGGCAGCUGACAGGCAGUGGUAUCUAUUUCCUACAAUCUACAUCAGACCUUAAUUGUCAUUAGCCUGUGCUUUUCCCCUCUUCUCCAUUAGGACAAUGCAUGGAUAAAUCGAAAACAAGAUUAUUCAUAAGGAAUCAGAAAAUUAGAAUAGGCAGCUAUGUAAAUAAGGAUUUUAGUAGUGGUUUGGUUUUCAUGUUGGUGUCCUGGAAACGAUAAUUGCAAGUGUUGUUUUGGAAUUUGUGAUAAUAAGUUGUACGCUUCUCUUUAUUUGCAUUCAAAGAUAUGGAGUAAGCAGUGGGCGGUAUAGGAAUUCAUUCCUUUUCCAUUAA